This is a messenger RNA of Mugil cephalus (flathead mullet), 2823 nucleotides long. RefSeq names its product arrestin red cell. The transcript has 15 exons. NCBI's taxonomy places the organism in Eukaryota, Metazoa, Chordata, Actinopteri, Mugiliformes, Mugilidae. Gene Ontology annotation, biological process: signal transduction; G protein-coupled receptor internalization; positive regulation of ERK1 and ERK2 cascade. Gene Ontology annotation, cellular component: cytoplasm. The record is from RefSeq and is a predicted model, not a curated record. The coding region runs from base 179 to 1492 and encodes 437 amino acids. Gene Ontology annotation, molecular function: angiotensin receptor binding.
CUUCCUUUGCGGAAGUCCUGUUUCGGGGGCGGCGCUAAAUUAAAUUAGCUGCUAACUAGAGAUCUGAUGGGAGCUGAACGGAUCCUCCUCUAAAACUCUGCUUCUCCUUCUCUCCGACACACACCUCGCACCGAGUCCGGGUCCGGCCUCAUUUUGUCGGGAUCGUCCUGCCGAGGAGAUGGGGGACAAGGCGGGCACCAGAGUUUUCAAGAAGUCCAGUCCCAACUGUAAGGUCACGGUUUACCUGGGGAAGAGGGACUUUGUGGACCACCUGGACCAUGUGGACCCAGUGGAUGGAGUCAUCCUCGUCGACCCCGAGUAUCUGAAGGACAGGAAAGUCUUCGUCACGCUGACCUGUGCGUUUCGUUACGGGCGUGAAGACCUGGACGUGCUGGGUUUGUCUUUCCGGAAGGAUCUCUACAUCUCCACCUUCCAGGCCUUCCCUCCGGUGCCUGAAGAACGUAAACCCAACAGCCGGCUGCAGGAGAGGCUGCUGAAGAAGCUCGGCCAACAUGCUCAUCCCUUCUACUUCACGAUUCCUCAGAAUCUCCCGUGUUCAGUCACUUUACAGCCGGGCCCAGAGGACACCGGGAAGGCCUGUGGUGUCGACUUUGAGAUCAGAGCUUUCUGCGCCAAGUCGAUAGAAGAGAAGAUUCACAAGAGGAACUCGGUGCGUCUGGUGAUCAGGAAGGUCCAGUACGCUCCAGAGAAGCCUGGUCCUCAGCCCAUGGUGGAGACCACCAGAAGCUUCCUGAUGUCGGACCGGUCCCUGCACCUGGAGGCCUCUCUGGACAAAGAGCUGUAUUACCACGGGGAGCCCAUCAGCGUCAAUGUCCACGUCACCAACAACUCCACCAAGACCGUGAAGAGAGUCAAGAUCUCUGUGCGUCAGUAUGCAGAUAUCUGUCUCUUCAGUACCGCCCAGUACAAAUGUCCCGUGGCUCAGCUGGAGGCAGACGACCAGGUGUCGUCCAGCUCCACCUUCUGUAAGGUGUACACCCUGACCCCCACCCUGGACAAGAACCGAGAGAAGAGAGGCCUGGCUCUGGACGGGAAACUCAAACAUGAAGACACCAACCUGGCCUCCUCCACCAUAGUGAAGGAUGUGACCAAUAAGGAGGUGCUGGGGAUCCUGGUGUCCUACAGGGUCAAAGUCAAGCUGGUGGUUUCACGUGGAGGGGACGUGUCGGUGGAGCUGCCCUUCAUCCUGAUGCAUCCUAAACCCGUGGAGCCCCCGGCCUCCCGCCCUCAGUCUGGUGAGUCACAGCCGCCAUCGUUUCCCUGGAGAGGACAGGUGGCACCACAUGCUAAUGCUAAUGCUAAUGCUAAUGCUAAUGUGUGUGUUCCAGCUGUGCCAGAGAUGGACCCGCCCAUCGACACCAAUUUGAUAGAAUUCGACACAAACAUGUCCCAGGACGAUGACUUUGUCUUCGAGGACUUCGCCCGCCUGCGACUGAAGGGAGCGGUGGACGACAAGGACGAGGACUGUUAGACCCCAACGCCCUCAACACACAACCACACACGAUACACAACUAAACUACACACACACACACACCACACCAACGUUCACGCUACAUUCCCAGCAGAGGGUGGUGAUGAUGAUGGAGGUGGUGUUCUUCCUCUCUAGCUUCGUCCAUCCGUCUUCUGUCCAACGUGAGGGGGAGGGGCUUCAGGUGUGGGAGGGGAGGGGCUUCUGUGCGGGGGGGGGGCUUCAUCUGCUUUUUGUUUGAAUGUCGACGGCCAUCUUGUACAAAAACAGAAUCUAUAUUUGGAGCUGUGUGUGUGUGUGUGUGUGUGUGUGUGUGUGUCAUCGCCGCGGCAACGAGAGGAAACAGACAUUCACAUGAGUCUUAACAGGCGUUUCACCAGCAUCUUCUCCUCCUCCCUUAUCCUCCUCCUCCUGCUCCUCCUCCUCCUCCUCCCCUUCCUCCCUUAUCCUCCUCCCCCUCCUCCUCCUCCUCCUCAGGAUGGAGCUCUGCUGCUGUUCAUUCAUUAAUCUGUGUUGUGCCUUUGAAGCCAAACUUUUUGAGUUGAAUUAUUUUUGUUUUUUCUGUGUCAAACAUUUUUUAUUAUUAUUUUAAGUCUAAAACUAAAUGAUCUAAAAGAAACAAUAAAAACUAUAAAUCUUAUUCAGAUAAAUGACGUUAAACCUGUUUGUAACUCUUUUAAUAUAAAUAACAUGAUUUAUUGAAGCUGUUUUUAUUUUUAACCUGAGUUGUUGCCAAUGAACAGAUCAACGUUAGAACCAUGACGGCCAAAAUAAUGUGAACAGCAGCACCUCCUCCUCCUCCUCCUCCUCCUCCUCCUCCUCCUCCUCCUGAUGAAGGUCUUCAGCUCCAGUUUCUUUCUCUCAAAUUUGUCGCUUGAUAAAAUUUAUUUUUUACUCCACAAACAAACACGUGUCAGGUGACUCGAGUGCUGGCCUCUGAUUGGACAAAUGUUAAACCCCUCCCCUUCUGGCAUGUUUGAUUUCUUCCUCUUCAUUGUGAAUAUUUGGGGCAAAACUGCUUCAUGUGAAAAGAUUUGGAUAAGCCCCGCCCCCUGCCAUGCCAUGCCCCACCCCCUGCCAAACAGGAAGUGAUUUCUGCGCCGCCAGAGCAGAGUCUGAUUAUUACGCUUCUUCUUCUUCAAAUUAUAGUUAUUAUAAUAAUUAUUAUUAUUAUUAUUAUUAUUCUGGUGACUUCUUACUUCUACUGUAUCAUCACUGCGACCGUGAUUAUUCUCAUAAUCAUCUUGAGAGUCUAUUGUUUGCCAUGUAUUUUUUAUUUUGAGAUUUUUAUUUUAGUUUUCUUUUUAUUAUUAAAGGUAAAAUGAACUAACGGA